GAACGAUUUCGGUAAACUUUCGCAAGAAGAAAGCAAACAACGGCCAAGAAGCAACAACGACGACAAGCUGAGAGGAAGGAUGGAUGAUGAUGUGGUGUUGGACGCAGACGCGUUGAACCUGCGGGAGGAGGAGAAGGAAGAAGGGAGCAACGAUGACGGUGGAAGGCAACGUGGAGGCGAUGGACAAGGGGAAGGUGGAGACCAACACGGUGUUGGAGAGGCAGAACCGCGGCAGGAUGGCAGUGGUGGUGGUGGUGAGGGUGAGGAAGGCGAUGGCGAAGGUGAGGAGGAGCUGAAGGCUCCGCUGCGAGGGGUGAUUGGAGCCGUGCGCGUGGAGGACUUGCCCGCACCGGCCGAGCACACCUUCAACACGUAUCUGGUGGAUGAAGCGCAUCCACUCUACAUCAAAGCCAUGGAUCACCUCCGCAAGGAGCCAGAUGAGGAUCGGCCGUAUGAUCACAUGUACAAGUGCCGGGACGAGCUGAAGCAGCUCCAAGCGGCCAUCAAGGUCAAAGGGGAAGAGCUCAGCGUCCAGCACGAACACCGACAAGUGCUGAAGUGUUGCCUUGCGCGCCUCGACAACAUCAUCGGCAGCCUCUUCGUCGACACGGACGAGAUAUCAGAGGGGUGCAAGCUCCUUGAGCAGGCCAUUGAUGUGGGCGAGCCUGUGCCGACGAUGCUGGGCACGUGCGUCCUGGAUGGUAUGAACCGGCUGGGUAUUGUGUGGGCCGACAGAAAGGAGUUUUCCCGCGCACUCGACAUGCUGCAGCGAGCAAAGGCGCUGUAUGUGGCGCUCAAGGCGCAGGACGACGCGCCCUGGGGACGAUGCGAGCUGCUCCCUGUGCAGGGCGAUGAGGAGCGAAUGGACGAAUUGGAGAACACAUACACACACUGCCUCUUCUACCUCGCCCAGUGCUACAUGCAGCUCGACCAGCCGGGAAAGUCUGCGGAGUACUGCCAGCAGACACUCGCGCGACAAUACGAGACGGGACAGUUCGACAAGCUGGACUGGGCAACUAACGCUGCUGCGAUUUCGCAAUAUUACCUCUCCGAGAACGCAUUUAGCGAUGCGCGCAUGUAUCUUGCGUGUGCGCAGGCGGUUGCGGAUACGGAGGAGCGCGACGAUGAGGACACGCAGCAGAAGAAGGCCGCAAUUGCGCAGUGCUGGGUCAAGUACCACCUCACCCUUCUCAACGCCUCCUGGGAGCUUGUGCAAGGGAAUGUGUCUGAGGAGGACGUGAAGUCGACGCUUGAACCAGCACUGCCCCUCCACGUCCCCAACAUGCACACAUACAUCCACAGGACGCCAACGACACUGGCGCGGACCAGCGAAGAUGCGCGGAAAUAUUUCUUGCAAGGCCAGAAGUGGAUCCAGGCGGCGCUGAAGUUCUUCACCCUCGAUGAGCACGCGUCCGGACACGUCGCAUGCGUGCAAGACCACUCGCAGCUGUACCGCAUGCUUGCGCAGUUUGAAGAGAAUUCAGACCACGCUGCGAAGAUGCACAAGCGCCGCGUGGACAUGCUUGAAAACACGCUCAAUGAGCUCAACCCGCAGUACUACCUUGCUGUCUGCAAGCAACUUGCCUUUGAACUCGGCAAUGCGUGUCAAGACAUGAUGGAUCUCAAGUUGGCCAAGUUCAACGCACAAACGCCAGACGUGAAGCUCAUGGCAAAGAUUACAAAACUCGGCAGCAAGUCGAUUAUGUACUUCCAGCGCUUCAUUGACCUGCAUCGGGACCACAAGAAAGCGCUGCCUGAGACGUAUGAGGACGGGGCUGCCAAAGGCGUCAUGACUGCGCACUUCACCAUCGCCCGCGUUUAUUCGAAGCUGCUUGCACCAGACAAAGCGCAACGUGUCAAGAACCUGAAGGAGUGUCUGCGCUACCACCAGUACAUUGUCGACUAUUGCGAGAACCACCCCGACUUUACUGAAUUUGCCCGCGAACUGGAACUGUCCAAGGAAAUGGUGCAGCUCUUGCCGGCGCAGAUUCAGCGAAUCUGACCACACACACACACCCACCCACACACACACACACACACACACA
Molecule: messenger RNA, 2045 nt
Organism: Salpingoeca rosetta
Lineage: Eukaryota; Choanoflagellata; Craspedida; Salpingoecidae
Exons: 18
Coding region: 80-2002 (640 amino acids)
Molecular function (GO): protein binding
Source: RefSeq, a predicted model, not a curated record